AUAAUCAUUUUACUGCAGCUAACACUUGAGUCUAACACAGCGAAGAUUAUAUACAUCUAAAUUAACAGCAAUUUCGAUUAAAUUCACGUGCUUCGUUUAUCAAAAUAAGUUUUAUGCGCUGUUAAUUUUGUUCUAACGAAAAACUGAUGUACUUGUCCGAAAUUCUUUAGUUUAUCUGCUUAAAAGUAAAUUUCAUGGAGCAAAAGAAUAAUCGUUUUUAUCGCAAAAAUGGCGGUCUUACUAAACUCGGAGAAGUGACUUUGAUAGACAGACUAUCUUCAGAAUUAAAUUUUGAAAGAACAGAACUAUGUCGUUUGAUCAAAAUCUACAAAAAAUAUGUGAAAAAUGGUCCGCAUAUGGAUAUGCCUACAUUUUCAGAGGUGCUUCAUACUUUGUUUGGUUUCACAGAAGAAUUUUUUAUGAACAGAAUUUUUAGUACGGCUGAUAAUGACAAAGAUCGCCGGAUUCAGAUGGAGGAAUUCAUUCGCCUCAUUGCUGUCAUGUUACGAGGUUCAAUGGAAGAGAAAAUAAAAUUGUGCUUCGCAUGUUACGACAUCUCAGAAAAUUUAGAAUUAACUCGAGAUAAUAUUGCCACCUUGUUGUUGGAAUCGUUGUCCGAGCCACCUUCCAAGGAUAUAAGUGAGGACAUGGUUCGGGACCUGGCAGACAUGAUCUUAAGUAAAAUGGAUCUAGAUGGAGACGGUGUAAUAUCUUACGAAGAGUUUAAACAGGCAUGUUUAAAUGAUUGGGUUCUCAUGGAAGCAUUUGGCAAAUGCCUGCCAGACUACAAGAUAGUGGCAGUCUUCCCAAAAAGGUUGGUCACCCCUGGUCUAAGUGCUUUCGUGGAUUUGAGGCAAUUCCUCUUAGAAAGUCCUCCACAAAGGCAAUCCUUCUCUCAGACAGAUAGCUCUCGUGAGCAUAAACAAAAUAAACCAACCUAAACCUGAAACCGAAAGGCAGCAUUGCAUGUGGGAGAUGCUACAUCUUGUCGAACAUCUAUCAUAUAUUACUCUCUAUCUUAGCGAAAUUAAUAUAUAUAUAUAUAUAUUAAUUCAACAACCAGCCAAGCAGUUUAAAUACGUCAUGCGGAUACUUAAGAACUCUAUAUUUUUUAAAUUAAAAUUUUGUUCAAAAGCACGAAAAGAAUUUUUUUUUUUUUUUUUAUAUUUUCUUUCGAGCUAUUAGCUGAGAAAUGAAAUUAGCUCAUUCAUAGUAAAUUUUCAUAGCUUCUGCAUUAUUUUUAAGCUAAUAUUUGUUUUUCUUUGCUGGAUUUUGGGCACUAUAUUCCUUUAUAAAACGUUCCUUAAUCUGCAAGCUGUGCCAUUUUGUCGCUUUUCACACGAUUUGCGCUUAGAAUCUGCAAAGUAAUCAGGUAGCCUUUCAAAACGGACGCUGCACUGUAGAUAAUUCUCCAAGAUAGCUUUUCAAAUGUUGAAUUUUUACUGACUAAAUUCACGGCCAGCAAAAUGAGCUUUCUUUAGAAUGAAAGAUAAAAAAAAUAUCAAAGUUAAUGAAAGAUAAUUAACGUAAAAUGGAAUUAAAAUACAGAUUUUGUACCAGGUG
Stegodyphus dumicola is the source of this 1563-nucleotide messenger RNA. Its product is annotated as calaxin-like. The record is from RefSeq and is a predicted model, not a curated record. Gene Ontology annotation, molecular function: calcium ion binding. NCBI's taxonomy places the organism in Eukaryota, Metazoa, Arthropoda, Arachnida, Araneae, Eresidae.